AUGUGGGGCGUCAUCUUGCAUGCAUCUGUGCUGGCCACCGAGAUGGCAGUUGAGAGAAUGACUCAGGUGGAGCUUAGGCAAUAUCACGAAGCCGCCGAAUCCCUCGCAGAUCAGAGUUGUUUGAUGCCCUCUGAGCUGUCGCCUCCGGCCACCGCGUUCACCUGGUUGGAGCUCCAAAACGCCAUUGCUAGCCUGGCAUGGCUGAGCUUCAACGCGUUGCCUUACAAGCGGGGCACCCCGACCACGGUGCUCGUCAUUCAUCAUGCUCUUUGGCUUGCGCUCUUUCCGGCUGAAGAUCGCCAGAAUGUCCUCGUGAAGUGCAUCCCACGGAUUCGAGAGGGUGUCAUGCCAGACCUUGAAGCUUUUGCCACAGACCUGGAUGGCUUCGUGAAAGAAAGGUGGUGGCACAUCUUCGAAGACGCGGGCCGAGACCUGCUCAGCUGCCUCACCAGGCACUUCGACGCCGUCACAGCGAGGCGCGAGCAAGCACAAGCAAGUCGAGUUGCCACGACUCAGGUCCGAACUCUUCGCCAGCGACUGCAGGUCCUGGGCCUCCCGCGCUCAGGGCCCCGCGCAAGGCUCUGCCUGCGCCUGGCUGGCCGGGAGCACCAGGUGAAGGCGCAGCUGGAACAUGGCUGUGCCCCUGUCAAGGACAAGACGCAAGCGUGUCCGAUGGGCCAUGCAGGCUCUCGCAAUCCCCUCUGCGAGCUGGGCGAGUGUGGCGACACGGACUGUGCGCUGUACCGCUUCCGCGGUGGAAGCGAAGGCGUACGAUCGGACUUUGUGAACUUCUGCGCCAAGCAGAUCGAAGAGCAUUUCUGGCAGGUAAAAAGCAGGCACGAUGAAGGUUUGGUGUACUGCUCCUUGGGGUGCGGAUGCCUCUACUUCGACUGGGAGCUGUUAGAUCAACUGGUCACCAACGCCAGGCUUCGCGUUGACCAGGUCUGGCUUGUGGACACGGCUUUCUGGGAGAACGCAACCUUUGCCACGGCUGAAACAAAGGCAUUGCGGGCCUUUUGUCAAUGGUAUGCAGGAGAGUUCGACAUUCAUUCUUUCCGAACGGGCCGUUCGUUGAAGCGCUGGUGCCAGGCAUUUUCUGGUCAACUUGGCCACGCGCACGUGGUCAUGGAAUGCGACAGUGUGCAGACCCACCCCUUGACCGAUGACGGUGACUUCUGCAGAUCUGUGCUGCACGAGGAAGCACUGAACCUCCAGAUCUUCAGUCAGCGCCUGGCAAAUAGACGCCCAGGGCCAGGACGGCGGCGCGGCCCAGUGCCCGUGGCCCCUGUGCGCUGCGUUCGCCGAAGGAAAGAGGAUAAGCUGGAAAUUCUGCAGCGUGACCAGUGGCAAAACGGCAUUUGGCUUCCUGAUUACUUCUUACACUUUGACAAUGACGAGGAGAACGCAGACUGGAUCACUGAAGAUCUGCAGCGCCGGUACCGAUGA
Symbiodinium pilosum is the source of this 1446-nucleotide messenger RNA. Lineage: Eukaryota; Dinophyceae; Suessiales; Symbiodiniaceae. The record is from the annotation of a GenBank genome assembly.